AUGAACAUUGAUGUCUCCGUAGUACCUGAUAGCGUCAAGCCAAUUCCUCCGCAGUGGGUCAAUGAUGUGGAGCUUGACGAGUUCGGGGCGGAGAUGGGUGAUGUCAUUGGCGAAGGGUGGCCGUUCGUUUGGCCACCACAGGAGCGGAAACAGCGCUAUCUCAGUGCCUUGCGUCGCUUAGAGCUCGCAGAGGAGCGGUUCAAGGUGCUUCCAAAUCAUUCACAGAAGGAGGUGAUGAGACCUUUGUAUUUGUACUACAGGCGGUUGAAGAACCAGCUCGCCAGUGCAGACUCAGGAGGAGCACGAGAACAAGACAGCGAUGAUGACUUGCUGGCCAGGCGCUGUUUUCUUUUCACUUGUGUGUUGUUCACGUGGCUCAGGAGGUCUUCCCGAGAAAAGGCGGAACAACAAAUCGGGCAGUUGGAGGCACGGGCCAACUCACUCCAGCAGGAGAAAGGUGCGAUUCGAGCCAAACUCAAAGAGUUCCAAGAAAAUUUCGUUCUUCAACAUCACCGCAAGAUCCGGUUUCACAAGGAUAUUCUGCCGAUCGAGAAGGAAUACCGCUUGUACAAAAACAUCAAAGAAGAACUCCAAAAGGCAGGGCAGACCCUUCGAAGGUUGCAGCUGCACUGGGGCUGCACAGCACUAGCUUUGUGGGCAACGGGCUUCCAGGAGAAGGCCCCUUGGGUCGGACCGAAGAAGGGCUCUUGGGUCAAGAUCCUUCGACCCGAGUCCUACUGGUAUCAGACCAGGGGUCAGGUGGUGAACGUCAACCAGAAGCCCGAAGUGAAGUACCCGGUGACCGUGAAGUUCGACCGAGUCAACUUCAGCAACGUGAACACAAAUGGCUUUGCCCUUUGGGAGGUGAUCGAGGCUGCUGAACCUGGUCCUGGUGAGGUCUGA
Messenger RNA from Durusdinium trenchii, 903 nucleotides. NCBI's taxonomy places the organism in Eukaryota, Dinophyceae, Suessiales, Symbiodiniaceae. The record is from the annotation of a GenBank genome assembly.